This is a messenger RNA of Magnolia sinica, 1659 nucleotides long. RefSeq names its product eukaryotic translation initiation factor 3 subunit E. Gene Ontology annotation, biological process: translational initiation. The coding region runs from base 114 to 1433 and encodes 439 amino acids. The record is from RefSeq and is a predicted model, not a curated record. The transcript is spliced from 8 exons. Lineage: Eukaryota; Viridiplantae; Streptophyta; Magnoliopsida; Magnoliales; Magnoliaceae. Gene Ontology annotation, cellular component: eukaryotic translation initiation factor 3 complex; nucleus; cytoplasm. Gene Ontology annotation, molecular function: translation initiation factor activity.
UCCAUCUUUCUCUUUCCCUGUCUCUCUCUCAGAGGGGGAUUUCUAGGGUUUUAUCUUUGUCAGUCUCUCUCUCUCUCAAAGGCGGGAUUUCUAGGGUUUAUCUUAGAGUGGAGAUGGCGAGUUACGAUUUGACGACGCGGAUAGCGCCCCACCUGGACCGGCAUCUUGUAUUCCCGCUGCUGGAAUUCCUGCAGGAGCGACAGCUGUACGCUGAUGAUGAGAUUCUGAAGGCAAAGAUCGAGCUCCUUAGCAAGACCAACAUGGUCGAUUACGCCAUGGACAUCCACAAGAGCCUCUACCACACCGAAGACGUUCCACAAGAUAUGGUGGACAGGCGAGUGGAGGUUGUUGCAAGAUUGAAAUCCCUUGAGGAGUCUGCAGCACCUUUAAUAUCUUUUCUUCAGAACCCGAGUUUGGUUCAGGAACUCCGUCCUGAUAAGCAGCACAACCUUCAGAUGUUGAAUGACCGUUUUCAGAUUGGUCCGGAUCAGAUAGAGGCUUUAUAUCAGUACGCUAAGUUCCAAUUUGAGUGUGGAAACUACUCUGGUGCAGCUGACUAUUUGUAUCAGUACCGUGCUUUGUGCACUAAUAGUGACAGAAGUUUGAGCGCAUUGUGGGGGAAGCUUGCUGCAGAAAUACUGAUGCAGAAUUGGGAAAUUGCACUUGAAGAACUCAAUCGAUUGAAAGAUAUAAUUGAUUCAAAGAAUUCUUCUACGCCUCUAAGUCAGUUGCAAAAUAGAAUUUGGCUGAUGCACUGGAGUCUUUUCAUAUUCUUCAACCAUGAAAACGGUAGAAACGGCAUUAUUGAUCUAUUCUUUCAAGACAGGUACCUCAAUGCUAUUCAAACCAAUGCACACCAUCUACUACGUUAUGUUGCAACUGCAGUGAUUGUUAACAAAAGGAGAAGAAAUAUGCUAAAAGACUUGAUCAAGGUCAUCCAGCAGGAGCAAUACUCCUACAAAGAUCCCAUCACCGAGUUUCUCGAAUGCUUGUAUGUCAACUAUGAUUUUGAUGGUGCACAAAAGAAGCUUCGCGAGUGUGAGGAUGUAAUAUUGAAUGAUCCCUUUCUUGGCAAGCGAGUUGAAGACGGCAGCUUUACUACAGUGCCUUUGAGGGAUGAAUUCCUUGAAAAUGCUCGUCUAUUCAUCUUCGAAACUUACUGCCGCAUACACCAAUGCAUUGAUAUAGGCAUGCUUGCCGAGAAGCUGAACAUGAGUUAUGACGAGGCAGAGAGAUGGAUCGUCAAUCUCGUCCGCAAUGCAAAGCUCGAUGCCAAGGUCGAUUCAAAAUCAGGAACUGUUGUCAUGGGACCAAACCAUCUCAAUGUGUAUGAGCAGAUAAUAGAAAACACCAAGCAAUUGUCCAUGCGCACGUUCAUGCUGGCAAAGAACGUUGUGGAAUCUGCACCACCGUCCACUCAGGCUGCUCGGUAGGGGAGAGCAAUCUCACAACCUCGAGAUCGUCCCCUUUUCAGGUCAGAAAAUAUAGAGCAGUCCUGUGCUAUUUUAGGCUUGUUCUCUCCCAAGCACGAAUCCAGCAAGUUUUGGAUUUACUGUAGGUUAAGAAUUGUUUUUUUGUCAUGGAUUUCGUUGAAACCAGAAGAAUCUGAAAUCAUGUUUUGGCAUGAAGAAUCUAUAUUCAUUUUCAGCAGUUUUAUUU